Molecule: messenger RNA, 2194 nt
Organism: Physeter macrocephalus (sperm whale)
Lineage: Eukaryota; Metazoa; Chordata; Mammalia; Artiodactyla; Physeteridae
Gene: PCBP3
Product: poly(rC) binding protein 3
Exons: 17
Coding region: 513-1601 (362 amino acids)
Biological process (GO): regulation of gene expression; regulation of RNA metabolic process
Cellular component (GO): cytoplasm; nucleus
Molecular function (GO): mRNA binding
Source: RefSeq, a predicted model, not a curated record
GGCUGCCUACAGACAGAGAAGCUCUUCACAUGGUUCCAUGUCGGUGGGCUCCACGACCAAAGCUGGUCCUCCCGUGAAUCGCCAGUUCUGGCUGUGAUGCGCUAGGUCACCACGAGUGUGAACACACGCUAUCUAUGGGCCUGCUCUGACUCGUCCAGCCUGCUUAUGGGGGAAGUCAGGCUGAUUUGGCAGGUGCCACCCCGGUUGGCGUCACAAGGUGCCCCGUGCUCUGCGGGCUCUCCCAGAAGGAGCUCGGCAUCACCCCCAGCAAAGCCAGGCUUGUCCUCCCGGACAGCGAGUCCUCUCUGCGCCAGAGUUUCCCCACUACCUGCAUUUUUAUCUUCUCUAAACGGGGAGAGUGACCAUCUGUCUGAGAGCCACAUCCAUCCGGCCCUGCCCGACCGCACAGAGUGGCUUUGUUCUGAGGUGACACCAUCUGGGCCCCAUCUGUCCUUCCUCACGGCACCCUCAGCACCUUGAGCCACCACCCCCAGCUACAUUUUGGAAGAAAGAUGGAGUCCAAGGUCUCAGAAGGUGGCCUGAACGUGACGCUGACCAUCCGCCUGCUGAUGCAUGGAAAGGAAGUUGGCAGCAUCAUCGGGAAGAAAGGAGAGACCGUGAAGAAGAUGCGUGAAGAGAGCGGGGCAAGGAUCAACAUCUCAGAAGGAAACUGCCCAGAAAGAAUCGUGACCAUCACGGGCCCGACAGACGCCAUCUUCAAGGCCUUUGCCAUGAUCGCCUACAAGUUUGAGGAGGACAUCGUUAACUGCAUGAGCAACAGCCCAGCCACCAGCAAGCCCCCGGUGACGCUGAGGUUGGUGGUCCCCGCCAGCCAGUGCGGGUCCCUGAUCGGCAAAGGCGGCUCCAAGAUCAAGGAGAUCAGGGAGUCCACAGGUGCCCAGGUCCAGGUGGCCGGGGACAUGCUGCCCAACUCCACGGAGCGGGCAGUGACCAUCUCGGGGACCCCCGACGCCAUCAUCCAGUGUGUCAAGCAAAUCUGUGUGGUCAUGCUGGAGUCCCCACCGAAAGGUGCCACCAUUCCCUACCGCCCAAAGCCCGCCUCCACCCCUGUCAUUUUUGCAGGUGGUCAGGUAAGAGCCGACCCGCUCUCGGCCUCCACUGCCAACCUCAGCCUUUUACUGCAGCCCCCGCCGCUGCCCGCCUACACGAUCCAGGGACAGUACGCCAUCCCCCACCCAGAUCAGUUGACCAAGCUCCACCAGCUGGCCAUGCAGCAAACCCCCUUUCCUCCCCUCGGACAGACCAACCCCGCUUUCCCCGGAGAAAAGCUGCCUUUACACUCCUCCGAAGAAGCUCAAAAUCUGAUGGGCCAGUCGUCAGGUCUGGACGCCAGCCCCCCCGCCAGCACUCACGAGCUCACCAUUCCCAAUGAUCUAAUAGGCUGCAUAAUUGGACGCCAGGGGACCAAAAUCAAUGAAAUUCGACAGAUGUCUGGAGCUCAGAUCAAAAUCGCCAAUGCCACAGAGGGGUCGUCAGAGCGCCAGAUCACCAUCACGGGGACCCCGGCCAACAUCAGCCUUGCCCAGUACCUCAUCAACGCCAGGCUGACGUCCGAGGUCACCGGGAUGGGCGCGCUCUAACCCCGCCGACGUCCCCACCGCUCGCCACCUGUGCAGACCGCCCACCCCCUUGCAGAUGUAGAGGUUUCUUUACUACAGAAGGUGUCUGUGCCCUAGAGAUGCACCCACAGCGCUCUGUGUCUGUGAGCCCCCGGCUCCUCCCCGACGCUGCUCCAAGUUCAUUCACGCCCGUCUCCUCACGCGUUGGCAUGCCGUGUUCAUUAUUUUAAAUGCUUUGGGGCCACUCCCAUCUGUGACGUUUUAGAAACGUUGUUCCUUAGUGUCCGUGUAACUGUUUUAAGACUUGGUUUGCCAUUUGGACGGCGCUUCCCGCAGCCGGCCCCUCCAAGCCCAGGAGCUGUGGCCGGCCGCAGGGAGCUGCCCCUCCCCGGUCCCUCGGCCUCGGCUCCCGUGGCCACGCGGGUCAGCGCCGGGCAGGGUGCACGUCUCCCUUUGUCCGAGGGCAGGAGAAAGGAAGGCUCGGGGUCCUGACCCGGGGUGCGGGGCGAAGCUGGGGUGCUGGGCCCCGGGCGUCUUCGGGGCUGAGAGUGGGGACCGGCCGGAGGCGCCUCCGCACCGCGUCCCGGCUCAAUAAACGUUGUGCGCUGCCCCUC